This is a messenger RNA of Zootermopsis nevadensis, 1780 nucleotides long. Its product is annotated as growth factor receptor-bound protein 10. The record is from RefSeq and is a predicted model, not a curated record. NCBI's taxonomy places the organism in Eukaryota, Metazoa, Arthropoda, Insecta, Blattodea, Termopsidae. Gene Ontology annotation, biological process: signal transduction.
GUCGGUUUCUACGCAGUACAACGGGAGUGAGGCGAGUGACAGGACAGCGACACUAGUGGCGUUCGUGGUUCGUUCGUUAAGAUGCGAGCAGUGUGAUGAUAGGGCAUGGAGAUUUGCGGUCUACAGCUUGGCGACUUCGGUGGCUACAACAGAAUGAAGUGCGGGUGCACGGGCUACGAACGUCUUCUGGAACUGACGUCGAUUUGCCCAGAGAAAGAUGAAACCAGCGACAAGGAGGAACUUACGUUCUACAAUGACGACGGGAGCUGCCAGCUGGUGGUCGUGGAACGUAACCUGCGCGCCAGUGACCUUUGCCAACUGUUGGCGCUGAAGAACCGAGUAGCCAAAGAUGUCAGCUGGACCAUUGUUGAGCAGUGGGUUGAUUUGGGACUGGAGAGGAGUCUGGAGGACCACGAAGAGGUUCUGGCUGUCUAUGACAUGGAGGUGGACGGGAGGCAGACCGAGAAGCGGUUCAUCUUUCGCAAAGAUUUUCGAAAAUACGAAUUCUUCCAUAAUCCGCAGCAAUUCUUCCCAGCUGACAUGGUGGAUACAGCUGGCUGUGACCAGUUACUGGAACCUCAUGCCCUACAGAUGCUGGUGACAUCUGGUGAAGAGUGCCCUGUGAUCAGCAGCCACGUGUGGUUGCGGGAGGCAAACAAACAGGUGUGGAGCAAAGUGUUCCUCCUGCUGCGAGAUGCGAUCCUUCACAUCUCUCACAAGGGACAGGUGGUGCCCAAAUUGCUGCGGAAGACAACCAACAAGGUGGGUGAUGCGUCAGACCUGCAGGUGUUGGUGCGACUAUCCGACUGCAACGUGUACGUACCUCUGAACGCCCGGAAACAGUUUCGCGCGCCGACAGAGUUUGGCCUCUGUCUCACAGGCGAACGUGAAGCUCUGCACUGCUUGGCCUGCGAGUCUGAGCGCGUCAGAACCUGUUGGCUCACCGCGAUGAGGCUCGCCAAGUAUGGUAAGCAGCUUCGGGAAAACUACCGAGCCUUUAAGAACAAGCAGCAGAUGGAAAGUAUCACGUGUUCUGUGCCCAGUGAAAGUGUCCGAUCCCGCGUGGCCAUGGACUUCACGGGGAGUGUCGGUCGUAUCGUGGAGGACCCUCAGGAAGCCAAGGCCAUCGCCGUGGCAGAGGGUUACUCGUGGAAGAGGCGCUGGCGACCGUCGACGCGCGGCCCCAGUCUGCUCAGGGUGUCUGGUGCGGGGGGUCUCAAGUCUGGUAUACACAUCACACAGCCUUGGUUCCACAGCGGCAUGACGCGGGACCAGGCGACACAGCUCAUCGGCAGACACGGCACUGUGGAUGGUGUUUUCCUUGUGCGAGAUAGCUACAGCAGUCCCGGGUCAUUUGUGCUGACUUUUAAGUGCAGUGGGAAAGUUCUGCACUCACAGAUACAGCCCGUGUUGGAUCCACUACGCGAUUCCGUGUGUUAUUCUCUGGACAGCGGAGUUACCAAGUUCUACGACCUGCUCCAGCUGGUCGAGUUCUAUCAGCUGAACGCGGGGUGUCUUCCCACACGACUCACGCACUACGUCGUUCAGAAUCCCACCGGCCCUCUGUACGCAGAGAAGCAAAUCAUACCAGCAAGUUUCUGACGCCGCCGAUAACUCGUCUCUAUGCGCUGCGAGACAAUCAAGAUGGCCGCAAUGCGUCAUUCUAUUGUCAUACUCAAGACAGUAUUAUAAAACUUUCGUACAGGGUCCGUAUACAUAUUAAACUUUUUAUUUUCUUAAUAAGAACAAAGAGUUCAUAAGGCUGAGGUCAAUUUUUUCA